UUUACACGGAGAUCAUCAUAGUCUUCACUUGGCCAUGGAAGGGUCUUCUUCAAGAGGGAAUCAGAGCAAUGAGAACAACGAAGAGACCGGGAACAAUACGGGAUCGCGGUCACGAUCCGAUCCACCCAGGUACCGAGGGAUCCGGCGGCGGCCUUGGGGCAAGUUUGCCGCCGAGAUCCGGGACCCCUCAAGGAACGGCGCCCGCCUUUGGCUCGGGACGUUUGAGACGGCGGAGGAGGCCGCCCGUGCCUACGACCGGGCUGCCUUUGCCUUCCGGGGCCAUAUGGCCAUCCUCAACUUCCCCAACGAGCAACAACACUACGCUCAGAAUUUCCACAAUGUCUCCGGCCACCACAGUUCUUUCUCCACAUCCUUGUUGCCGCCGCCGCCGCCGUUGCCGCCGCCGUCAUCCUCUUCACCAGGUUCAUCGUCAUCUACUAUGUCAGCUCCCGCCGAGCCGUCCAGAGAUGUGAUCGAGUUCGAGUAUCUGGACGAUAUGUUGUUGGAGGAACUAUUGAAGUCGCAAGGCGACAUGUAGGGUAAACGUGGGUAGUUGAGUGCAUGUUUAAGCAUUAGUAUACAUACAGACGAAGAUUUCUAGGAUGCUAAAGUUAUCUCGUUUCAAUAAAUUGUUGCAAUAUAUCUCGGGUUUCCAAUGUUAAAUACCACGAUACAGUUUCCGAAAUGGGUUCGUAGGAAACCAUUUUGGAAGAGCUUCUCCGUAUUUGAGGCCAGGUUGAGGUAAACCCAAGCUGAGCUAGGAUUUUGCUGUUUUAAGGUGCAUUUUUUGUUUAAUUUUGUGUUUGGGGUGCUUUGAAGCUGAAACAAAACUCUUAUAUAUAACAAAA
Syzygium oleosum is the source of this 848-nucleotide messenger RNA. RefSeq names its product ethylene-responsive transcription factor ERF098-like. The transcript has a single exon. NCBI's taxonomy places the organism in Eukaryota, Viridiplantae, Streptophyta, Magnoliopsida, Myrtales, Myrtaceae. Gene Ontology annotation, molecular function: DNA-binding transcription factor activity; DNA binding. Gene Ontology annotation, biological process: ethylene-activated signaling pathway; regulation of DNA-templated transcription. The record is from RefSeq and is a predicted model, not a curated record. Bases 35 to 538 code for a protein of 167 amino acids.